This is a messenger RNA of Patella vulgata (common limpet), 1561 nucleotides long. RefSeq names its product cilia- and flagella-associated protein 90. NCBI's taxonomy places the organism in Eukaryota, Metazoa, Mollusca, Gastropoda, Patellidae. The record is from RefSeq and is a predicted model, not a curated record. The transcript is spliced from 4 exons. The coding region runs from base 819 to 1319 and encodes 166 amino acids.
UUGACAAGGUGUGGCAAAUAUUGUUAACCCCGAAACCGGAAGUGGUAGACUAACGCCACCUGGCCUAUUUUACUCCCCGGUCCGAGCUACCCCUAUACCCCAAAUUUCAGAUUCGGGGCAGACCUAGUGUAGCCGCCAACCCCGAACAGACAGACAAACGACAGUCACAAAUAUUAGUAUAGAUUACCGUAGUAACGUAACUUGUUUAUCGAGACUCACGAUCGCAUUUCAAUUGGUUAAAAUCUCUGCCAUCCGACAGUCUAGAGAGUUCGUUAUAAAUGUCUAAAUAAUUAUUUAUAUAACAUUUGAAGCCAAAAUAAAAAUGUGCAAUAGGUAGAUUUAGCGCUUGAAUAAUGCGAACGACCCAUGUGUAUUGGCUGCGGGUUUUAUUAUUUUAUUUUUUUCAAGUUGAAACUAAAAUACCUCUACCUUCUCCGGGCAGUCUAAAUCUUGGCAUAAAACAUUGAAAUUCAGAUAAAAUAGUCUAUGUAGGUGAAUAAAGUAAAUUUAACCAUGUUAGUAUAAGGUCCUUCAUUUAACUCAACUAUGCCAUAUGGACGUGUUCUUUGUUAUAUUAAUCAAUCCAGAAACUCCCCCGUUGAUAUAUCAAAUUAACACACAGAGAGCACACGUAGAAACACUUCAAACUGGUUUAUGCGAUGGGUAGUAAUUAUUAUUAUUGAAUAGCUGAUCCUUGCAUUAUAAUCAUAACUUGGAGCACCAAACUGCAACCUGUCGUUACACAUGUUUGUGACGUCAUAAUCAUUAUUAUUUUAUUGGACUUGGUGGAUUAAGAUUUACAGCAUAAUUACUUAAAGAUGGAAGAAAAGAAUAUGUCCGCGUAUGGUUAUAGGGACUUGGGUCCCACUGAAAUUCUGGGUUCUUGGAAAACAAUAGUUCGUAACAUAACUAUAAAAAAUAAAGAACAUCUUGCUACUAAAGGAGAUACUUCGGGACAUUGGAGUGGCAUGGAACAAUGGACCAUGGAGGAACUAAAGAAACUCAAGACAUCAUACUAUGGUAAAAGAACAAGAAAUACUGAAGCUGAAGUAUCUACUAAUUAUGAACGGUUGUUUCACAAUGAACCUGGCUACAACAGCAAACUACACAGAGAUGACCGUAAAAAUAUUCUUACUAUUGGUAUUGCUGUGACUGAAGAGGAAGCCAAGAGGCCUGUCCCAGUUUUGGCAUCAUCAGAGUAUGGAAAGCGACUGAAUGCCCCACUGGAACCAUUUUCAAGGGCCAGAACACGAAUAGAUCACAGUGUGAAAGGAUUUUACAGCAGAAGAGGUAUCGGAUUACCACUGAUUACAGAUUAAGCUGUACAUGUAGUUAUUGCAAUGCACUAAACGAUAAAAAGAAAAAUCAUUUGCACUACAUGACCGAUCUGCUCUAAAUACCUAUUGGGUGUUAUAGCACCAAAAUAUUCUGUUUCGCAUUUUUAAAGUAUUUUGAUUUAUAAUUUUCGGUAAUUAAUGUUUCCAUGAUCAAUUGUUUUCCAAUAAAAUCUUUUUGGGGUAUAGGUGUACAGUUUAUUUGGCCUUUUUACGGACAACAGUAA